This is a messenger RNA of Fusarium redolens, 1842 nucleotides long. RefSeq lists its product as uncharacterized. NCBI's taxonomy places the organism in Eukaryota, Fungi, Ascomycota, Sordariomycetes, Hypocreales, Nectriaceae. The coding region runs from base 320 to 1519 and encodes 399 amino acids. The transcript has a single exon. The record is from RefSeq and is a predicted model, not a curated record.
CCACCCCUGCUGCUCUGCACCUUUUUUUUAAUCCCCGUGUUCCCCUCUCAUUCUUUUUCCUCCCCUCUCUCUGUUUUGCGAGUUUAGCUGGAACACGGGCCAAACAAUCCAGCGAUAAGAGCGUCAUCGAGGAAACGGAGCUGUUACGAGAGAUACGAAUCUUCGAAAAGAACGAUAUUUUACGAUUGAAAAGGACGAUACGAUUGAUAAGAUUGCUAUCUAAUGAGUGGUUAGCUAGUUGGAGCUUGAUCGAUAUCGUGGCGCACCUUGCAGCUGAAUCAUAACAAACCCGAUACGAGACCGAGAUCUAUCAGCCACGAUGUUGAAAAAGAAGGAAACCCUCACCAUCAUCACGCCCAUCCCAGGCUUCAUCCCCCGACAACUUGCCAUCGAUCUUCUUCACUCCCACGGCGAAAUCAUCACCGUCAAUCCUCUCGUCCUGUCGCAUAAACCCAUCCCCGCUCCUCGCCAUGCCGCCGCCGACGAGUACUACAGCACCUGGUACGAGAUCACAGAGCGCAUCCAGUAUAUCCCCGGUCUAGGAAAGAUAGGAUCUGGAAAGCUCACUUUUAAUGGAUGUUUCCAUGAUAUGCCGUGGGGUAUGCAGUCCCAUAUUUAUAUCCCCCUUGGUAUCGACAUGCGAAACAAGUACCGCAUUAUGGGAAACCAACCCGGUCUCGAGCCACCGGAGCAACCUGAGCUUGGACUCGAACAACUUGGUGCGCCGAAGGAGGGCCUUUAUCUUCGCACUGAUGUUGAGCUCAAGUGUAACAUCACCUUGAUGGGAUUUGUCAAGGCGGAGUCGAGAAAGGCUAGUGUCGAUAUGGUUAACCGUAUGGUUAAGAAGGCGGAGUUGCUCGAUGCUGGCCUUUUGAAGGCUAUGUUUGAGGAUGGAAAGCUAAAGACGUAUAAUCCUAAUGAUCGAUCGGACGCUAGUCAGGCGAGACAGCAGGCUUUGAGACAGCAGACGACGCCGGAGGGCCAGUUCGCUACUGCUGCUCCUGGUCCUGGACCCAUGAGCCCAGGUCCUUCUUAUGCUCAACCCUACGCAUAUGCUCAACAGCAACAACAGCCUCAUCUUCAACAACCUUCUUCACCAACAUACGCCUACGCCCGUCCCGACGCCACCAACUCUCAAUACCCUCAAAGCCCAUACGCUUAUCAUCCAGGCCAAACACCCCCACCCAACGCCCAAUACCAACAACAAGCACCGCCCGUCCCACCAAAAACCAACAUCCAAAGCUUCCCCAUGGAACUCCCCGGCGACUACUACCACCCACAGCAAUCGCCAAAUCUCCAACAACAACCUAGUCCAGGACAUCCACCCAGCAGCUAUCGCAAUUCCACAGGGUCGUAUGACCCGCGAUGGUCGCAGUCUAGUCAGUCGGCUGCUGAUUCUCAUCGCGCGAGUAUGUAUUCGCAGCAUUCGGCGGGAUAUUCGUCGCCGGCGCCUGCGCAACAGACGUUUGCGGCGGAGUUACCUUCACAUAAUGAGACGUCGGAGGAGCAUAGGCAUUGAAAAAUGGGGUUUGUUUAAAAGUAGCCAGUCAUUUUUGAUGGUUGGGGGAUGAUACACGGGAUUGGCGUUUGCUUGGGAUGGAUUUGGAUGCAGAUACCUUUUGUUAGUGAGAGAGUCAAUAGUGAGUGUCAGUCGAUAAUUUGGAGAGAAUCUAAAGCAGACUCUCUGAGUCUCUUGAUGUAGAGUGUGAUGAGAAUACCCUUUUUGGAUAAUAAUGAACAAUUUGCGAUGGAAGCAUACUGGCCUGCGUGAAGUUGACAGGUGGUGAGUCCCAAUGCCGCAAUGCAAAUGGCGCUUCUGGGUGAUGCGAUGAAGUAAAGUGA